GCGGCGGUGGCGCUGCCGAGCGGAGCGUCCCCCCCGCCGCGGCCUUCCCUCCGCCCCCCGCCGGCCACACCCCCUCGCGCUCGCGGUGAACCGAGAUCCCCUUCCCCUCACCCGCCUGCACACACACCCCUCCUCCUCCUGCUGCCAUUCCCCCUCCUGCGCCGAGAGAAAGGGAAGGGAGGAGGCGCCGGGCCUGGGUCUCCCGCACCGAGGCGCCGCGGCACAACAUGGAGGAGCUGGUGGUGGAGGUGCGGGGCUCCAACGGGGCCUUCUACAAGGCAUUUGUGAAGGAUGUGCAUGAAGAUUCCAUAACAGUUGCAUUUGAAAACAACUGGCAACCAGAGAGACAAAUACCAUUCCAUGAUGUGAGGUUUCCACCGCCUGCGGGCUAUAAUAAAGACAUAAAUGAAAGUGAUGAAGUAGAGGUUUAUUCCAGGGCAAAUGAAAAAGAACCCUGCUGUUGGUGGUUGGCUAAAGUGAGAAUGAUAAAGGGUGAGUUCUACGUAAUAGAAUAUGCAGCCUGUGAUGCUACGUACAAUGAAAUCGUCACAAUUGAGCGUUUGAGAUCUGUGAACCCCAAUAAACCCGCAACAAAAGAUACUUUUCAUAAAAUCAAGCUGGCAGUUCCAGAAGAUUUAAGGCAAAUGUGUGCCAAAGAGUCUGCACAUAAGGACUUCAAAAAGGCAGUUGGAGCUUUUUCUGUAACAUACGAUUCUGAAAACCACCAGCUUAUUAUUUUGUCAAUCAAUGAUGUAACAACAAAGCGGGCAAAUAUGCUGAUUGAUAUGCACUUUCGAAGUCUUCGUACCAAGUUAUCCCUGAUCCUGAGAAAUGAAGAAGCAAGCAAGCAGCUGGAGAGUUCUAGACAACUUGCGUCACGAUUUCAUGAACAGUUUGUUGUACGUGAAGACCUAAUGGGUCUGGCCAUUGGCACUCAUGGGGCUAAUAUUCAGCAAGCCAGAAAAGUCCCUGGAGUAACUGCCAUUGAUCUUGAUGAGGAUACUUGCACAUUCCAUAUUUAUGGAGAGGAUCAAGAUGCAGUGAAAAAGGCAAGAAGUUACCUUGAAUUUGCUGAAGAUGUCAUACAAGUUCCAAGAAAUUUAGUAGGGAAAGUAAUAGGAAAAAAUGGAAAGCUGAUUCAGGAGAUAGUGGACAAAUCUGGUGUUGUAAGAGUGAGAAUUGAGGCUGAAAAUGAUAAAAAUAUUCCACAAGAAGAGGGAAUGGUACCAUUUGUGUUUGUGGGAACCAAGGAUAGCAUCACUAAUGCAACUGUUCUUCUGGAUUAUCAUCUUAAUUAUUUAAAGGAAGUGGACCAGCUGCGUUUGGAAAGAUUGCAAAUUGAUGAGCAGCUUCGACAGAUUGGAGCUACUUCUAGGCCACUACCAAAUCGUACAGAUAAGGAAAAAGGGUACAUGGCUGAUGAUGGUCCAGGACUUGGACGUGGUAGUCGACCUUACAGAAACAGGGGGCAUAGCAGACGUGGUCCAGGUUAUGCUUCAGGAACUAAUUCUGAAGCAUCAAAUGCUUCUGAAACAGAAUCUGAUCACAGAGAUGAACUUAGCGAUUGGUCAGCAGCCCCAGUAGAAGAAGAGCGAGACAACUACCUUCGUAGAGGAGAUGGACGGAGACGUGGAGGUGGUGCAAGAGGACAAGGAGGGAGGGGGCGCGGAGGAUUUAAAGGAAAUGAUGAACAGUCACGAACAGAUAAUCGUCAGCGUAACUCCAGAGAUGGAAAAGGGAGAACAGCAGAUGGAUCUCUUGAGAAUACCUCCAAUGAAGGUAGUCGGCUGCGCACGGGUAAAGAACGUAAUCAGAAGAAAGAGAAAACGGACAGCGCAGAUGGUCAACAGCCGCUGGUGAAUGGCGUCCCCUAAACUGCAGAAUCCUGAAGUCAUAUUUCCUAUACUGUUUCAGUAAUUCCUAUUCCAUGUUAGAGAAACUUGUUAGGCCAAAGACAAAUAGUAGGCAAGAUGGCGCAGGGCAUGAAAUGAACAUAUGUUCUUUGUUAGCCUUUUUUAACAUCAGCAGUAUGCAGUUCUUUUCAGAAUAAGAAGUUAUUCAAAUAUUUGCAUAAAAAUAUCUGAAUUUCUGAAAAUCGCUUUCAAGUACAUAUUGCAGUUCAAACAAUGAAACAUUCUUUUUUGUUUGUUUUAAAAAUACUGAGCUGUGCAUUGGUAAAUUUUCUGUUCAGUUGUACUGUUUUAACACAUCGGGUCAAAUUCACUGCUCAAUUUCAAUUUUCAGAAUAAAUAGUGUUUGCAGUAAUCAAAUUGGCUUCUGUUUUCAAUCUAACUUACAAGUUCUUCAUGAAAUGCUAUGUCGUUUUAUGUCCUGUGUCAGUUCACAUUCUGGUCCACCUUUUUCAAUAUUUUAGUGGACCCUGAAAUAUGUGUGAUGUAACAAUUGUCAUUUUCAUUAGCAAAAAAGUUGUAUGAUCUGUGCCUUUUUUAUAUCUUGGCAGGUAGGAAUAUUAUAUUUGGAUGCAGAAAUCAGGGAAGAUGAGUUGGUAACACUAAAUGUAAAAUAUAUGUAGCAAUCUCCUUGUCAGACGUUAGUACUUUAUAGACAAGUGCAUGCUUUCCAUAAUUUUUCCUUACAUAACCAUUGAGUUAGGCAGUUAUAAGAAUAGGAGAUUUAUUUUGCACUGAAGAUUUGGCAAAUAGUGUUAUUGAAAAAGGGUUGUAAUUUUUUUCCUUUGUAGGCAGUACAGGAGCUUUUUUUCUUCUUUUUUUUAAUAAAAAAUAAUUAAAAAAAAAACCCUUUCCUUUGUGGAAAACUUAAAAAAAAGAGAAAACUCAUUGUUACUGAGGGAACAAGUGUAACGUGUCCACAAGCUAGUAAUGUGUGCCUGCUGUUUGGCCAGAUGACCAGUUUAAAGCACUGAUGUUUCUCAUCCUCCCAAAAUUUUUUGCAUUGCUUAUUUUAGUUCAGGGGCCAUCUCAGGAGAGGUAAGAAGAAAAUGACCACGUGUAAUGCCCUGGGAAGUACAGAUAGAGGAGUUGGAGAUACUGGAGGUAGAAAAAACAUCCAUAUUUUGAGGUACAAGGUCUGAAUUACCAGCCCAUUCUAAGGUGUCGUGGUAUUUGAUCCAAAGUACAGUUGUACACCUGGGAAGUGGUGGGGGAAGCUGUGCUUUCUUUUAUUUCGGAUCAUACGUUAACUUACUGAGCAAAACUGUAUAAGGACCUUCAUUUUAAUCCAUUUUUGUUCAGAUUGCUCCAGAAGGAGAGCCGCUGUUUAUGUACAGACUUGUACAAACUUGAUCUGAUGUAUUUUGUGAGUUUUAUUUCUUUGCUUUUUUCAUUCUUUUUUUUCCUUGCAUACAGGUGAGCAUACUAAAAAUGGCAACGAACUGCACACGAAUUAACAAAUAUAAAAAUGUCUUAAAAAGUAUUGCCAAACAUUAAUGUUGAUUUCUAGUUAUUUAUUUUGGGAAUGUAUAGUAUUUGAAAACAGAAAUUGGUACCUUGCACACAUCAUCUGUAAGCUGUUUGGUUUAAAAUACUGUAGAUAAUUAACCAAGGUAGAUUGACCUUGUAAUGUAACUGCUCUUGGGCAAUAUUCUCUGUACAUAUUAGCUACAACAGAUCGGAUUUUAUGUUGACAUUUGUUUGGUUAUAGUGCAAUAUAUUUUGUAUGCAAGCAGUUUCAAUAAAGUUUGAUCUUCCUCUGCUAACUGAUGUUGAUGCAAUCCUUAUAAAUGAUUGCUUUUAAAAUCUCAACUUACAGAAAGUAGAAAAAAAGUAUUUCUUUAUUUCUACUUUAAUGGCAGCCAUUGUUUAUUUACACAUUUCAGAAGGCUUUUAAAAUAUUACCAGUUUUCAGAACUAUGGCACAUAAAGCUCAAGAAAACACAAUCUCAUGAUGAAAUGGUACAGUAUCUGUUGAGUUGUCACACUGCGUGCGCUGUAUUUCUCACAUUCAGUGGUUGAGUUCACUAAGGUGCUAACUAGGUUAAAAUGUGAAGUUACUAAACUAGUCUGAUUCAUUAGCUGCAUUCCAUUUUCAAGUGCAUUUUGGGGUUAUGACCUUCAGUAUUUGUGUGCUUAACAUGUAUCCCUUUCUAUUCAUAUUGCAGUGGUUUUAAAUGUUAUUAAAUUUCAACAAAUUAAACUGUGAAUCUAAAUGUACAAUCUUAUUUUGAAAAGUCAUGUUGUUACAAAACUUGAAAGUGCAACAAAUGUCUGAUGCUGAAGUUCAGGUUCAUCCUAUUGGUAACUUAUAAAGUAUGGUCUAAUGAAUUAAAAUUAUUUUUAAAAUAAAGUACUUUCAAAAGAGUGAGAGGUAUUUGUGGAUGAUGCCAAAGUCUAAAUUCAAUAGGGUUAAGCUCAAAGCCUAUAAAUUAACAAAUACUUACAAAAUAGGAAGUUUGUGUUUUCUUUCUGUACUAAAUGUGGGUUUGUUAAUGAAGGUGGGAAGUUUUUUCAGAGUUGGUAUAAAACCUUAGCAAGG
This is a messenger RNA of Melopsittacus undulatus (budgerigar), 4452 nucleotides long. It is a transcript of the gene FMR1, whose product is annotated as fragile X messenger ribonucleoprotein 1. The record is from RefSeq and is a predicted model, not a curated record. Gene Ontology annotation, biological process: regulation of alternative mRNA splicing, via spliceosome; positive regulation of translation; regulation of filopodium assembly. Lineage: Eukaryota; Metazoa; Chordata; Aves; Psittaciformes; Psittaculidae. The transcript has 15 exons. Gene Ontology annotation, molecular function: mRNA 3'-UTR binding; protein homodimerization activity; translation regulator activity. Gene Ontology annotation, cellular component: cytoplasmic ribonucleoprotein granule; dendritic filopodium; axon. Bases 228 to 1874 code for a protein of 548 amino acids.